Molecule: messenger RNA, 1132 nt
Organism: Paraphaeosphaeria sporulosa
Lineage: Eukaryota; Fungi; Ascomycota; Dothideomycetes; Pleosporales; Didymosphaeriaceae
Product: signal recognition particle sec65 subunit
Exons: 1
Coding region: 188-943 (251 amino acids)
Biological process (GO): SRP-dependent cotranslational protein targeting to membrane, signal sequence recognition; SRP-dependent cotranslational protein targeting to membrane
Cellular component (GO): signal recognition particle, endoplasmic reticulum targeting
Molecular function (GO): 7S RNA binding
Source: RefSeq, a predicted model, not a curated record
CCCCACACGUCCACGAGCGCUCCAUUCUCCCCGACAAGCCCAUCAUUGCACUACCGCCACGAACGUCCCGGCUCCGGAAGCGCCGUCCGCUCCUAUUAUAGCUGCAGCUGCAGCUCGCCGGCGACACCGACUCGUGCGCUGUGACACCCCCCAGCUGUGUCCACGCGAAUAGAAACACAUUGUGACCAUGAACCCACGAGUCGAGGAAGUGUCCGACUCGGACUCGGACCCCCCAGAGAUGGAGAUCGACGAUGCUUCGGCGCUGAUUAGCCCAGCCCGCAUCCCGGCCUCGGCGCUGCCCUCUGACAUGUCUGAGAUGUUGCAGCCCCAGGCUCCGGGCGUCACCGCGUCUGCCGACCGCGAGAAGUCGAAGCAUUUCCAGUGCCUAUACCCAAUCUACUUCGACAAGUCUCGCACGCGGGCCGAAGGACGCCGAGUGGGGGCUGAGCUGGCCGUGGAGAACCCGCUGGCGCGCGAGAUGGCCGAUGCUACUGCAAGCCUAGGUCUUCAAACCGUGUUUGAACCCGACAAGCUACACCCGAAAGAUUGGAGCAACCCGGGUCGCGUCCGCGUUCUGUUGAGACAGGAUGGGAAACAGCUGAACAGGAACGUCAAGAACAAGCAUCAUCUCUAUAUUCUCAUAUCUCAGUACCUGAAGGCGCAUCCCACACAGAAGAACAGCCCGUUCAGACUCCCGAUUAGGGGUCUCCCGAUGCCCAAGGAAAUGCCGGAACCUGCCGUGCCCAAGGGAUGGAAACUGAACAAGAUUCUGCCGCUUCACUCCCCAGCACUCACGGGCGGCGGCGUCAGUGAGAAUUUUCUCCAGGAUAUGAUGGCUGAGAUGCAGGGAGAGAUGGGAGGCGCUGCAGGCGGAGGUGCCAUAGCUGCCGGCGGAGCUGGAGCCGGGGCAAGUAAAAGCAAAAAGGACAAAAAGAAAAAAUGAAAUGGAUACGCAUUAGCAGAGUUCGACAGCAGCAAGUAGAGGAGCGUCGACUGGGCUGCGAUUGGGCAUCGAUAGCGCAGGCAUGUUGCCUGUGAUGGGAUUCGCGCCGAUUAUGAGGGCGUUCAACAUGCAUGCAAUCGUGUGCAUGACACGUUGGCUGGGAAUACCUCCGUAUCCCUGAGUCAGUCG